This is a messenger RNA of Haplochromis burtoni (Burton's mouthbrooder), 1872 nucleotides long. RefSeq names its product ribonuclease H1 (gene rnaseh1). The record is from RefSeq and is a predicted model, not a curated record. Lineage: Eukaryota; Metazoa; Chordata; Actinopteri; Cichliformes; Cichlidae. The transcript has 8 exons. The coding region runs from base 821 to 1660 and encodes 279 amino acids. Gene Ontology annotation, biological process: DNA replication, removal of RNA primer. Gene Ontology annotation, molecular function: nucleic acid binding; magnesium ion binding; RNA-DNA hybrid ribonuclease activity.
ACAACUCAAUGCCUGCACAUUUGUUUUUAAGAAAAUCAAUGUUAUUGGCUAUUCAAAGUGCAUGUUCUUUCACUGAGAGUGAGUGGAUGCCAGCUUCCGUUCAGAUGCACGAAGAUUUAUUUUUCUCCUUGAGCUACAGUAAAACAACCCAGCGGGUUUAAGAUCAUAUCAAUGUUUCCCUGUCAGUACAUCCCACACUUUAAUUCGGCAUGGAAGCAUAACAUAAACGGCUUCGUUUUCUCCGUUUUUCAGGUGGUUAGCCUUCAAACUGUUAAAUGUAUUUCCGCCAUUAAUGUGGCUCAUUUGUGAGUAGGAGGGCCUAAAAUUGAUUUAUUCUUACAUAAUGUAGUAUGUCUUUGAUUUGUUUAUAUUACAAAUAAAUACAAAUAAAAUAAACAACACGCCAGGACCAGACCAGUGAAACUCCACCUUCUGUUAGUGCACAGAAGUUUAACUACACAUUUAAUCUUUGAGAAAAUAAACUUUGGACCUAUUGUUACAAGAAGGGAACAUUUUUGUUAUUGUUUUUCUGUUACUUAAUUAGUUUAAUAUACCGUAAAUGAUAGGAAACAGUCAAAAGUUAAAACACAGUUAAAGUCAUCCUCCACAGCUGCCCACUGGGCCGGAUUGGAGUCUGUCCUAGAUAUUUUCUCUCAUUUCAGACCAUUUUGAAUGCUGGAAAUUCAGAAAUCACUAGUUUCUGAAAUAUUCAGGCCAGUGUGUCUGCCACCAACAAUCACUGCCAUGUUCAGUGUCACUUAAAUUCUCUUUCUUCCUCACUCCAGUGGCUCAGUGUGAACGUCAGUGGGUCAUCUUGACCAUGUCUCUGCCCGAAUGGAUUGAGUUGCAGUUGAAAAGGGACGAGUGUAAGAGCCAAGUGGACAAAUUUCCUUCUGCCUCCUUUAAGAAGUUUGCCUCAGAGCGAGAUGCCUGGGCAUUCGUCAGAGGGAUCGAGCCUUCUGCAGUUCCAGACGUGAAGAAAGUAACUCAGAGCGUGGAGUCUGAUGUCACUCUGCUUCCUAAACGAGGCCCGGAGCCGCUCGAGUACAUCCCUCUUGGCAAAAAGAGAUGUCAAUCGGAGGAGGAGGCGGGGCACCAGGCCAAACGAGUUAAGCCAUCAGAAAGCUCGACAUCACAAAACUCGUCAUCAGAGAGCUCGGAUGGAUUCACGUACAUGGGUGACGCUGUGGUCGUUUACACCGAUGGCUGCUGCUCAAAAAACGGACAGAACGGCGCACGGGGGGGCAUCGGGGUGUACUGGGGAUGCAACAACCCGCUAAAUGUUGCAGAGAGGCUGCAGGGAAGGCAGACCAACCAGCGCGCAGAGAUACAAGCGGCCUGCAGAGCGCUGGAACAGGCCAAACAGAAUAACAUCAAGAAGCUCGUUUUAUACACCGACAGCAAGUUUACGAUAAACGGUGUGACCAGCUGGGUGAAGAACUGGAAGCUGAACGGCUGGAGGUUGAAAUCUGGAGGUCAGAUUACCAACAAAGACGACUUUGUGAAACUGGACAGGCUGAAUGGACAGGUGGAGGUGGUCUGGAUGCACAUACCAGGUCACGCCGGCUACAGAGGCAACGAGGAGGCCGACAGGCUGUCGAGAGAAGGAGCGGCGAAGCCUCUUCAACACGAGCACAAAGAAAAAGACGAGCACCUUUAAAGAAAUCUGCUGCAGGACUGUUUAAUGCUCUUUUUCUGGUUCUUUAGCUUUGAAACAAACCUUUGAGAGGUUUGUGUUUCUUGUCCGUGUCAGUUGUGACUGUACCGAAGCUUGAAGGUUGCAGAGAGUCUGCACGCUCAUCCUUUUUCUUUUUUUUGUGUUGAAUGUAAAUUUUGAUUUGUUUUGGGUCCGAAUAAAGAUUUUAAGUUUUA